AUGCCCUUCCUCCUCCGUGGAGAUCUGCUGGUACCUCCCUUGGUGCGGCUGAAGGGCAGCAGCAGCUCCAUGGAAGUGGCGGAGGUCUUGAAACGUGAUGGUGUGGUGGUCCUGGAAUCGAGAAGCGAUGCGGAGACAGUUAGAGCUGCGUUCAAGGAGUUGGAGCAAGGCCGAAUGGCGGCAGGUCAGAGCGUCCGCUUCGGUGACAGCACACAGUUGCUGAAGAGACCCCUGGAUCCUCUCGAGGAGCCAGCUCUCAGCAAGUUGGCCAAAGAUCCUCUAAUCCUGGCUGCAGCUGAAUUGGCACGGCAAGAGCAUGGCGAAGGAUCUCAUCAUUCCAUUGCUUGGGAGGUGAGAUUGUUGAUCUUGUCCUCUGGAAUGCCUGAAGGCGAUAUGCACCGGGAUGUGGUGGAUACUUCCAGCAUCCCACUGAAGCGUCCCUUGCAGUGGGGUCUCAACACCAUUUGGGCCGUGGAUGACUUCACCCAGGAGAACGGCGCCACGCGCUUUGUGCCCGGGAGCCACUCCUCCGCCGCGCCGCAGGGGCACUGGUUGGGCGACCGUGUGGAGGCCGCGCUUUCGGCCAGGGCGGCCGAGAUGAGGCCGGGCUCGGUCGUGAUUUACUAUGCCAGCACCUUGCAUGGAAGUGGUGAAAAUCAAUCCCCGGCCGCGCGUACAGGCUGCUUCAAAGUCCGUGGCUUCGGCUUUGGCUCUGAAGAUGUUUUCCAACAAGUGCCACAAGAAGAAGGUCCUUUUAUGCUGAUUUCCGCAGAUGGACAAGUCGUGAAGCCAUCCACCCGGCUGAACGAGCUGAACGACCUGCAGACAGUAAGCAACGAUGUCACACUCACCGUGCUGGCGCACCCAGUGCAGCAGGUGGCCUCCACCCGCACGGCCUUCGCGGUGAUCACCAGUGCCGGCUCCGUGCUGGCCUGGGGUGAUGCGGACAUGGGCGGCGAUACCAAGGGUGCGCAAAAGGAUUUGAUGACCAAUGUGUCACGCAUCUACGCCAAUUCCUUCGCCUUCGCCGCGCUGAAAACGGAUGCCUCCGUGGUGACCUGGGGUCUCCCCACAGGGGGCGGGGAUAGCCGCGCAGUGAGGGCAUCGUUGUCCGGUGUGAGGGACAUUUGUUCCACGCGCCUGGCGUUCGCGGCCUUGAAGACCGAUGGCUCCGUGGUGACCUGGGGUGCUGCCACCUACGGCGGCGAGGCGCCGGACUUGCCCAGCGGAUCCAGCGGCGAGCCGGUGGCGAUUCGCAGCAUCCGGGCGACGGACAGCGCCUUCGCAGCUCUGCGGGCAGAUGCUACAGUCAUUGCCUGGGGCGAUGCCACGGGAGGUGGUGAUGCUCAAAGUGUCCAAAGCGACUUGCAGGGAGUCACCGAACUCUAUGCCUGCAAGUACGCCUUCGCAGCAGUCACCAAACAAGGCUUUGGCAUCGUUUGCUGGGGUAGUGCUAUCGCCACCGGCAACGUGAAGUGCAGUUUGGAGGUCCCGGUGCGCCACAUUUCCUCCACCAGUUCUGCCUUCGCAGCGCUGGACGCGGCGGGCACCGUGCGCUGCUGGGGCGAUCCCAGCAGCGGCGGCGAGAUGGCGACGGAGGCGACGGAGGCGACGGAGAUCUUUGGCAACGAGGUGGCCUUCGCUGCCUUGAAGAAAGACGGCUCAGUGGUGACCUGGGGCGGACAUUAUUUGGAUCUGGAGCUCACUGGGUCCUCCAAGACCUUGGAACAGCUUUCCUCGGGCAUUUGCCAUGUGUCUGCCACCUGCUUGGCCUUCGCAGCACUGAAACACGAUGCCUCAGUGGUGACCUGGGGCCAUCGUAAUCGAGGGGGCGAUAGCACACAGGUGUCUCAUCUCCUGGUUGGUGUCCGGCAGCUGUGCUCCACGGACAACGCCUUUGCCGCCGUGACGCAACAGGGCCGAGUGGUCACCUGGGGUGUUAAAGACUCGGGCGGCGACAGUUCUUCCAUGGAGAUCUUUCUCCAGAGUGAUGUGCAUCAAGUCUUCUCCACUUGCAACGCAUUCAUGGCCGUCAAAUAUGAUGGUUCCAUUGUGACUUGGGGUGGUCGUCGUUCGGGUGGCGAUGCCUCCGCUGUGGCCAAGCAGCUGCAGGUGGCGUCGGUGAGGUGA
Molecule: messenger RNA, 2130 nt
Organism: Cladocopium goreaui
Lineage: Eukaryota; Dinophyceae; Suessiales; Symbiodiniaceae
Source: the annotation of a GenBank genome assembly